Messenger RNA from Bursaphelenchus xylophilus (pine wood nematode), 1356 nucleotides. Lineage: Eukaryota; Metazoa; Nematoda; Chromadorea; Rhabditida; Aphelenchoididae. The record is from the annotation of a GenBank genome assembly.
AUGCUUUUUUGUCGGCGCUUUCGUCGACGGUUUUCCUUGACUUCUCUGCUUUUUUCGGUGGGAUUUAUUUUCUCUGUGUUCAAAGAUUUCGCAGAGAAAAAGGUGAAGGAAUAUCGACUGAAAAGAGUGUUUGGGAACAUGGAUUUCUUCUGUUUUGAAUGCGGUUUUUAGUGUAAAUGUUGGACAUAUUAGUGGGAAAAGGUUUUCUCAUUUUAUCGCAAGAUUUUUUAUAUGAUUCUAGAUACCUAGAUAGCUAACAAUUUUUUUUGAGAGUUUGAACUAAAGUAAAGUAUGAUGAUAUCCUGUAAAAACCGUAGAGGAUACAUUUACUGUGUUUCACAUUCCCUUUUCAACGAUUUUUUGUCAAAAACUUGAAAAAAAUUUGUAAAUGUUUUUUUUUCUGUUCAAGGCUAAUAUAAUAUUUAAAUUGGUGCAAAAUACGUUAAUUUAAGAUCCGCCGGGGCUAUGAGGGAUUUCUAGUUAAUUAACGGUUGAAUCUGAGCAAUAAAAACGACAAAAUUAGUCUAUUUCUCCAAUCUUUCUCUUAACAAGCCAUUUUUAGUCAUCAUUUUGCAAUUUAUGACAUUUCGAGCAAAAAUUGGCCUAAUUUUUAGUUAUUUUUCUGAUUGCAGGUUCUUAAAAAAGAUGCUUGUUGACUGACAUGUGAUGUUGGAUAUUCUCCAUAUUCCCUUUCCGAGAUUUUCAAUAUUCUCCAUGACCACCUAGUACAAUAUAAUUUUUCAGAUGUCCGACAAAACUGAGCUCGCGUUGGGCGACAUUAUUAAGGCCAACAAAGAGAACCGCCAGAAACGAGGAGGUGCUCAGAAAAAAGAGGCCAAGAAGUUGCCAGUCCAAGGGGGUGUGGCCAAAAAGGAGAGACUCCCUUCAAGACCCUCGACUCACAACAACCGAUCCAGAUCGUCCUCAAGACCGGUCUCUAAAGAUGAGUUGGAAUUCCUGAGACUCGGCAACAUCCCCAGCAAUGUCUCCGAGCGCGAAUUGGCCAGUCUUUUCCAUCAAUACAAGCAAGCGAGGACCUAUCUUCAUCACGACUCCAGAGGAAGAUCGUUGGGGACUGGCGAGAUCCGAGCCCCUCAAGGGACUGUAGAUAGAAUUCGGAGAGAUUUCAGUGGGGUUUUGAUUGACAAACGCCCUUUGGACAUCAGAAUGGUAACAAGUUCGAAGGAGAAGAUCAGCGAGAGGAUUACGGUAGCGAAAAAGAGUAAAAGUAAACCGAAGAAGAAGAAGAAUGUGGCAAGAAAGGGUGGCAAAAUUACAGCUGAGGAGUUGGACAAAGAAUUGGAGCAGUACAUGACUCAAAAGAAGGAGGAGAAAAUCGAGGAGAGCAAAAAUUAA